GGCAGGAUGACUGAAAACUCCGCUGCAGCACCUGCUGCCAAACCUAAGCGGGCCAAGGCGGCCAAGAAGUCGACAGACCAUCCCAAGUACUCUGACAUGAUCGUGGCUGCCAUUCAGGCCGAAAAGAGUCGGCUCGGCUCAUCCCGCCAGUCCAUCCAGAAAUACAUCAAGAGCCAUUACAAAGUGGGGGAGAAUGCGGACUCCCAAAUCAAGUUGUCCAUCAAAAGGUUAGUGACAACAGGUGUUCUGAAGCAGACCAAAGGGGUUGGUGCCUCUGGCUCCUUCCGCUUGGCCAAGGGUGAUGAGCCCAAGAAAGCGCCAGUGAAGAAGGCCAAAAAGGAAGUCAAGAAGGCUGCGACACCCAAGAAGGCGGUUAAGCCUAAAAAGGCUGCUGCCAAGUCACCAGCCAAGAAGCCCAAACCUGCUCCAAAGAAAGCCAAAAAGAAGCCGGUGGCUGCUCCAAAGAAAGCCAAGAAGCCAAAGACUGUCAAGGCCAAGCCAGUGAAGGCAUCCAAGCCUAAAAAGGCAAAGGCAUCAAAACCCAAAGCAAAGUCCAGUGCAAAGAAGUCAGCCAAGAAAAAGUGAAGUACACGCUUUGGAUCUUUUCUCGGACAUUCUUCUUGACCUGUACUCUGUAAAUAGAUUUCUCCUUUAUUCGCUACUCCUUUCUAUUGCAGCUUUAUAAAGACUGAACUAUUUCCCCCUAAUAAUAGUUUAAAUAAUCCAUUACUUUUUUCAGUAUGGAAAGCUCCUUUUUUGGUUUGCAUUUUGUUUUCAUUUGUAACCUUAAAGAUCUCUGUCUUCAUCUUGCUUC
Euleptes europaea (tarantolino) is the source of this 814-nucleotide messenger RNA. Its product is annotated as histone H1.0. NCBI's taxonomy places the organism in Eukaryota, Metazoa, Chordata, Lepidosauria, Squamata, Sphaerodactylidae. Gene Ontology annotation, molecular function: nucleosomal DNA binding; structural constituent of chromatin; double-stranded DNA binding. Bases 7 to 585 code for a protein of 192 amino acids. Gene Ontology annotation, biological process: negative regulation of DNA recombination; chromosome condensation; nucleosome assembly. The transcript has a single exon. Gene Ontology annotation, cellular component: nucleosome; nucleus. The record is from RefSeq and is a predicted model, not a curated record.